UCCUUCCACACGUGUUUUCUGUCAUCUUCCAGAAGCAGCAGCAGUAAGGGGGACCCGGCCGGCUCUUGUCUUGUGUCAGACUCAUUUAUUCUGUCUUUAAACGUCUUUAUAUUUCUACACAGUCAUGCUUAAGUCGGUUGUUCGUGCGGUGGGAGCCGCUGUUCGCGUUUCUUCAGUUACUACGUCCACAGCCCGAGCUCUGCCACUCAGCUGCCCGACUCUGCUCGCUCCAAGUUCGGCCACAACUCGGCCCUUCACCCGGUCUCUGUGGAUGCUGAAUAACAACGGAGCCUCGUCGGGAUACAGACCAAAACUGUUCAGUUCAAAAGUGUUGAGUCCGUCAGUAUCAUGUGGAUGUGGAGGACUACACACAGAAGGUGACAAAGCAUUCGGGGAUUUCCUGUCCGAUGAAAUCAAAGAGGAGAAAAAAAUCCAGAAGUCCAAAACCCUGCCCAAGAUGUCUGGAGGAUGGGAGCUGGAGAUGAACGGCACAGAAGCUAAACUCACCAGGAAUGUUGCUGGAGAAACAGUCACUGUCACAUUCAAUGUCAAUAACAGCAUCCCUCCUAACUUUGAAGAAGAAGCAGAACAGGGACAGCAGAAGUCAGCAGAAGAAGAGGAGGACAUUGUGUCGACACCCAACUUUGUUGUUGAAGUAACGAAACAGGCUGGAAAACAUUCCCUGGUAUUUGACUGCCACUUCCCUGAAGACGAGAUGAGUCACGGUGAAGGAGAAGAAGAAAGUGACAUCUUUGCCAUUCGUGAGGUCAGUUUCCAGCCCGAGGGAGACACGGACUGGAAGGAGACCAGCUACACACUCAACACAGACUCUCUGGACUGGGCCCUGUACGACCACCUAAUGGACUUCCUGGCUGACCGGGGGGUCGACAACACCUUCGCUGAUGAACUGAUGGAGCUGAGCACCGCCGCAGAGCAUCAAGAGUACAUCAAGUUCCUGGAAAACCUCCAAAUCUUUGUCAAAUGUAACUAAUGUUAGAUACUAGCUAUAUUUCACUUUUCCUCCAUACACACCCUGGCAGAGUCGAGUAUCAUGAUACAAUACGACUAAAGCAAAUGUUGCAGCACUGAUUGAUUGAUUGAUCUGAUACACUAAAGAGACUGAUGGUUACGUGCUUCAGUGUCGGUGACAGUGAGCACUUCAGUUCUUGGCUGCAAAUAAGUUCUUUGUUAAAAUGUGACUUUAUUUUUCUGUAACUUAAAUGAGGUAGUUUAAAUUAAAAUAUAUGAAGGUCAUAAACAGUCAUGGAAAAAGUUAUUAGACCACUGUUUUCUUUAAUUUAUUAAUUUUAAUGCCUGGUACAAUUAAAUGUAUAUUUGUUUGGACAAAUAUAAUGAUGAACAACAAAAAUGGUUCAUAAGAGUUUAAUUUAAGAGCUGAUAUCUAGACAUUUUCCUUGAUUUUGGUUAUUAUCAAGAAAACCAUGGAAAAUGUCCAGAUAUCAGCUCUUAAAAUAAACUCUUAUGAGCUGUUUUGUUUAUCAUUAUAUUUGUCCAAACAAGUGUCCCUUUAGUUGUACCAGGCAUUAAAAUGAACACAAAUUGAAGAAAAAAGGUGGUUUAAUAUUUUUUUCCAUGACUGUUUAAUACAGGUCAUGACUGUGCAGAAACCAUCUUUUUAAGAAAUGUCUCUCAAUUGUAGAGGACCCGUCUUAAUUGUAGUGGUUUUUAUACGGUCCAGUCGGUAUUUGUGAACGUCCAACUAUCCGAAAGCCAAUUAAAGGGACAAUGUGUCAAGAUUUAAAAUAAAAAACUCCACAAAGUGAAACGGUUUACAUAAUCAACCCCCUCUUCAGCACAUGUGAGCGCUCCUGGUUUUUCAGCUUGAGCCUCACUUCUUGCUUGCUUGGUAAAGAAGUUCAUGUUGACUAAUAUUGAUUUGACUGUAAGACCAUAACAUGUGAAGAGAAAAAAGAUCAGUGUUCAAUUAAACAGUUUGAUAUUAA
Centropristis striata (black sea bass) is the source of this 1964-nucleotide messenger RNA. RefSeq names its product complement component 1, q subcomponent binding protein (gene c1qbp). Gene Ontology annotation, biological process: cytosolic ribosome assembly. The record is from RefSeq and is a predicted model, not a curated record. The coding region runs from base 125 to 991 and encodes 288 amino acids. The transcript is spliced from 6 exons. Gene Ontology annotation, cellular component: mitochondrial matrix. NCBI's taxonomy places the organism in Eukaryota, Metazoa, Chordata, Actinopteri, Perciformes, Serranidae.